AUGUAUAAGGACUUAUCAAUUCUCGAUAAGUUAUGGUACUGGAAUUUUGAGGCGUUUUUAAAUAAGUUUACAUACUUUUCGGAAGACAUAAAAAGAAUACUAACUGUAUGGACAGCAGAAGUUGGUUAUCCUAUGUUACAUGUAAAACAAGUCAAUGAUACACAGGUAGCAAUAUCUGUCAUAGACUGUUUUACUGUUGAUCACAAAAAGCAGUGCGAACUAAAUUGGUGGAUACCUGUGACUGUUAAAAGACUACCACUGACAGAAAGAUAUCGCGUCAAUUAUGACCGAAAAUCUUGGAAGCACAUUGCUUUUUUCUUAAAAAAUGGAGAUUUUAAGAUCGCAAAUGUACAUGACGUCUCUAUAGCACAAAUAGUAGACGAUGCUUUUUAUUUUUUGGUGCAAAAUACAAAAUAUAACGACAAGUCUACUUCAGAUAAUAGUGAUCUAGACAUAUAUCUUGAAAUUGCAAGCAGUAUAUUUCAUGCAAACAAUUCCUACAUAAUGUGGUAUCCUAUAUUUUUUGCUCUUGAAAACAUGUCGAAGAUUUUUCCGUUUCGAGAAACUGUGGUUACCAGAAACAUCAAGGUAAAGCUUCUGAUAAUAUUGAUUAGAUUUCUUGAUAAUAUAUCAUAUACACAGUGUUCGGAAAAUAGUAUCAAUAAUCAAUUGUAUCAUGAAGUUUUAAAAUGGACAUGCAUUAUUGGUGAUUUGAAAUGCAAAGAAUAUAUUAAUGGAAUAUUAGAGUGGCAUUUUAAAAAUCCUGCACAAAACAAAAAAUACGAGGAUAUGUAUAAUUUUCUUUAUUUUCUUACUCGUAACUUUCUACCAACACCUGGAAGUAGUUUAACUGCAAACACAAAUAACACUCGAAAUAUUAUAACUGCAAAGAAAAGUGAUACUAUUACUGUACUUUUCACUAUUUUGUCUUUGCAUUCAAAAAAUGAUUCAGCGCUAAAUGAGAUAGGAUUUGGAUUAGAAUCUGGAAUAGUAAGAGACGUGAACAUACUACCAAUAAUAAAUUGUAUUAUUAACAACAUAUAUUCAAACUACGACUUGUCGAUGAUUACUAACGAAAUGUUCUUACAGAAAGUGGUGCAUAUAUACAUGAUAAAGGAACCAUAUGUUCUCGAUGCUAUUAAAGAAAAAGUUGAAUAUCGUCGUAAUUUCUUAAGUAAAAUACAAACAUCAAUCAGUUAUAGACUCCAUCUGGAAAGUGCUAAAUCGUGGAUAUACUUAUGUGUUAUGCAGUAUGCAAAAGUAUGUAGCUUCAGCUUUUACGAUUAUGUCACAUUUGAAAGAUUGAGUAUUCAGAAAACAAAGUAA
This is a messenger RNA of Pseudomyrmex gracilis, 1326 nucleotides long. RefSeq names its product aminopeptidase N-like. NCBI's taxonomy places the organism in Eukaryota, Metazoa, Arthropoda, Insecta, Hymenoptera, Formicidae. Gene Ontology annotation, molecular function: metalloaminopeptidase activity; zinc ion binding; peptide binding. The record is from RefSeq and is a predicted model, not a curated record. The transcript is spliced from 8 exons. Gene Ontology annotation, biological process: peptide catabolic process; proteolysis. Gene Ontology annotation, cellular component: cytoplasm. Bases 1 to 1326 code for a protein of 441 amino acids.